Molecule: messenger RNA, 1694 nt
Organism: Hydra vulgaris (swiftwater hydra)
Lineage: Eukaryota; Metazoa; Cnidaria; Hydrozoa; Anthoathecata; Hydridae
Product: septin-2
Biological process (GO): regulation of exocytosis; intracellular protein localization; cell division
Cellular component (GO): septin ring; cell division site; septin complex
Molecular function (GO): molecular adaptor activity; GTP binding; GTPase activity
Source: RefSeq, a predicted model, not a curated record
UCUUCUAUUUAUAUACAUGAGUAUUUAUGCUAAUUAUGUGCUUAUGUUUUUUCUGAUACUCUUAGCAAAAAUAAAAAAAGUUUGCUAAAUAAUAAAUUAAAUAUUUUUUUUGCUGUGAUUAUGGAGGAUUCAGGAAUUUAUGUUGGUUUUGCAAAUCUUCCAAAUCAAGUACAUAGAAAAUCUGUUAAGCGAGGUUUUGAGUUCACUCUAAUGGUCGUUGGUGAAUCUGGUUUAGGAAAAUCUACAUUAGUUGAUAGUUUAUUUUUAACAAGUUUAUAUUCAGAUAGGCAUCUACCAGAUGCUGCUAAAAGAAUUGAGAAGACAAUUUCUGUUUCAACUUCAACAGUUGAAAUUGAAGAAAAAGGUGUCAAGUUAAAAUUGACUGUUGUUGAUACACCAGGUUUUGGUGAUGCUGUAAAUAAUAGUGAUAGUUGGCAACCAAUAGUGCAAUAUAUCAAUGAACAGUAUGAAGCAUACUUAAGAGAUGAAUCAGGGCUUAACAGAAGAAACAUAACAGAUACAAGAGUUCACUGUUGUUUGUAUUUCAUAAAUCCAGUUGGCCACGGAUUGAAACCAUUAGACAUAGCUAUGAUGAAAGCAUUACAUGAUAAAGUUAAUAUUGUACCUGUUAUUGCAAAAGCUGAUACACUUACACUUAAAGAAGUAAAAACACUAAAAGAAAGAAUACUUGAUGAAAUACGUCGUUCAGGAAUUCAGGUUUAUAGAUUUCCUGAUGAUGAUGAAGAUGAUGAAGAAGAGUUUAUUGAAGUAAACAGACAGUUAAAGGCCAGUGUACCGUUUGCUGUUGUAGGGAGCAAUAAAAUUUUUGAAGUUAAUGGAAAAAAAGUUAGAGGAAGAAUUUAUCCCUGGGGAAUUGUAGAUAUUGAGAACCCAGCACAUUGUGAUUUCACUAUGUUACGUAAUAUGUUAAUUCGAACUCAUAUGCAGGAUCUUAAAGAUGUAACACAAGAUGCACACUAUGAAAAUUUCCGAGCUAAAAGAUUAGUAUCUACUGGUGAUCUCAGCAACACACAUCAAGAGAGUAGAAACAGUUCUGAAAUUGAUGAGCGUGAUGUUCUUCUAAAAGAAAAAGAAGCAGAGUUGAAAAGAAUGCAAGAAAUGAUAGCGAAAAUGCAAGCAUCCAUGUCGCUACAACACUCUUGAUUAUUUAAAAAUAAAAAUUUUCCUUCAAACUGUGAAUCUCAAUAUAAUAGAUAUCUAUAAAAAAUGCGAGAACAAUAUAAUUUUUGUUUAUAAAACCAACCUAACUUGAUUGGCUCCGAUUGACAAUUAUGUGGCAAUAAAGUUUUUAUUAUUGUUAAAUAAAUAAACUUCAUAUUUAUAGCUUUCCUUUUUUUUAUUUUUUAUUUUUUGCUUCUUUUUUUUUUAUUUUAUUUAUUAAACUUUUUUUUUUUUUUUUUUAUUCUAGUUCUUAUCAUUUUAUUUGUACCGAUUAUUUCUUUUUAUUUCUAUUUCAAUUAUUACUUUUCAUUUCUAUAGUAACUAAUUUUAUUUUUUUUGAUUUCUGUGCAAUUAACUUAGUUAUUUCUUUCAUUUCUUAAAGUUUAAAAUAUUUCUUUGAGAUUUUAAAUAUAUACAUAAUACGGAUAAUAUAAUAUGCACAUUUAUGAUUUUAGAAAUAUAACUUGUUUCUAUUUACUGAUAUAUAAUAAUAGAAAAAAAAAAGAAAUUUA